Messenger RNA from Diprion similis, 3007 nucleotides. It is a transcript of the gene NLG-3, whose product is annotated as neuroligin-4, Y-linked. NCBI's taxonomy places the organism in Eukaryota, Metazoa, Arthropoda, Insecta, Hymenoptera, Diprionidae. The record is from RefSeq and is a predicted model, not a curated record. Gene Ontology annotation, molecular function: neurexin family protein binding; signaling receptor activity. Gene Ontology annotation, cellular component: synapse; postsynaptic membrane; cell surface. Gene Ontology annotation, biological process: chemical synaptic transmission; neuron cell-cell adhesion; presynaptic membrane assembly. The transcript is spliced from 11 exons. Bases 320 to 2758 code for a protein of 812 amino acids.
UAGACGUCGAUUGGAAAGGGCUAAACGGGGAGAAAUCAAGCCGAGAAUUAAGACGGCGGGAAUGCGGCAGCCGAACUUGGACGUCGCGACGCUGGGCUUUUCCUGGCCGUCGAAUUCACCCGCGGAUUCAAGGCUGAAUCGGUAUCCGGUCUCUCGGCACUAUCGGCCGUCGAAAUCGUUGACUUGAUGACGCCAAAUUGAGGAACUCAGGGAAAAAGCUCACAGAUCAAGCUCAAGCUCGCACCCGGCGGCAUGUCGCGGGGGGCGGCUUCCGGUUGUUUUCGUUGACGAUUUUUUGAACCGGUUUAACCGCGGCAAUAUGACGAGGAACUGCCGCCGAUGCAGCUUCCUCUUCGGGAUCGUCUACGCGAUGAUUGUCACCUCGAAUGCCGAAUUGAGCUCACGCAUCGUAAGGACAAAGUACGGCGAGCUUUCCGGCGUCAUCGUCAACCUCGAACGAUACCUCGAAAGCGUCGAGGUCUUCAGGGGUGUUCCUUACGCCUCACCACCCAUCGGAUCCCUCCGCUUCAUGCCUCCGGUCAGCGGGGCGCUUUGGCAAGGCGUUAAGAUUGCCGACAAAUUUGGACCCGUUUGUCCCCAGAAGCUACCGGUUUUAUCCGAAAAAAUUCCCAGGGGACGCCUCGAGUAUCUCAAGCGGCUUCUUCCCUACCUAAAAAACCAGAGCGAGGACUGCCUUUACCUCAACAUUUACGCACCGGUCCAAGCUGGUGCGAGAGACUCGGGAGGCAGACGUUAUCCCGUCAUUGUAUUCGUUCAUGGCGAGAGCUACGAAUGGAGCAGCGGAAAUCCGUACGACGGUAGCGUUUUGGCAAGCUUUGGAGGCGUCGUCGUUGUGACGAUAAACUACAGACUCGGAAUUCUGGGUUUUCUAAACGCGAAUACAGACGCGCAUCUCAGAUCACCGGCGAAUUACGGACUCAUGGAUCAGAUUGCUGCUCUGCACUGGGUGCAGGAGAACAUCGGUUACUUUGGUGGCGAUCCGGGAAACGUGACGUUGGUCGGCCACGGAACCGGAGCAGCCUGUGUCAACUUUUUGAUGACGAGUCACGCGGUCCCAGAUGGACUGCUUUUUCAUCGUGGCAUCCUGAUGUCCGGCAGCGCGUUAUCUCCUUGGGCCCUCAUAAGAGGGGCUGCUGGAUACGCGAUGCAAGUCGCCAGACACCUCAACUGCUCCGCGGUCGCCGGCGAUCCGCAGGCGUUGCUCAGGUGUUUGAGGGAUGUUCCCCUUAACGCACUCUUAUCAACCCCCGUCCAGGGCCUCGCCUUCGCCCCUGCCUUCGGCCCCUCCAUCGAUGGCGUCGUUAUAGAUCCCGGGGAUCCCGACGACCAGGAUUUCACCCUCCAAGUAGACACCAUAAACACCCUUAACAAUAUCCUGCUCAGGAAGGACGUAGUCGCCAAAUUGUCGAGGUACGAUCUUAUGGUCGGAGUGGUGAAAUCAGAAGCUUACUUUUAUCUGACUGCCGAUAACGCGCAGUAUGGAAUCGAGGCUGACCGAAGGACUGAGAUACUCAGGGAAUUCGUUCGCAAUACUUACACUUAUCAUCAGCCAGAGAUAUUGGCCACCAUUAUAAACGAGUACACGGACUGGGAGAGGGCGGUUCAACAUCCUGUAAAUAUCAGAGACGAGACCGUUGAAGCCUUGGGAGAUGCAAAUACCGUCGCUCCAGCAACGCGGACUGCGGAUCUUCACAGUCAAACGCACCGGAAUUCCUACCUCUACGUAUUCGACUAUCAAACAAAGUUCGGCGACUAUCCCCCAAGACAGGGUUGCAUCCACGGAGAAGAGUUGCCUUAUGUUUUUGGAGCACCACUCGUCGGCGGUUUGGCUCACUGGCCGAGAAAUUACACGAGGGCGGAAUUGGCUCUCUCGGAAAGCGUGAUCCUGUAUUUUACGAAUUUCGCACGUACCGGGAACCCAAAUGAGGGAACGCCAGAACCAGGACCUUCGAGCUCCAGGCCAGAGAGGACGAAAUUAAAAAACACUGAAUGGACGGCGUACGAAGCGGUUCACAAAAAAUACCUCAAUAUAGACAUUAAGUCCAAGCUCAAGGGCCACUACAGAGCCCACAGACUCUCCUUUUGGCUCAACCUGGUCCCUGAUUUGCACAAACCCGGUGCCGACGAUGUUCCUCGGUCUCAUCAUCUCCUCGACGCGGAGCAGGUGCCACCGAGGAUAAUCCAGCGUUUGCCUACAACGUCGAGGCCGACGACGCAGGAAUCUACAACGGAGAAGAGCCAGAACGCGUCGACGUCCAUGCCGAGCGAGUUAGCCUUCGAGGAGACGACGCCACAGCCGGAAGACGGUUUCGCAGCAUAUUCGACGGCGCUGAGUGUGACGAUAGCGAUCGGCUGCAGCCUCCUGAUACUCAACGUCCUUAUAUUCGCCGGCGUUUAUUACAAGCGGGAUAAAAACCAGCACAACUGCCCGAAGAAACGGACCCAGGAAAACGGCCAGAUGCCCAACAACAUAUGCGGCGAGUUGGAGACGAAAACCGAACGCCACCACAUCCAGCAUAUCCCACCCCCGGAGUUCGCCGACCUCCAGAACAACUCCUGUCACGUCCCGAUGCCCCCGCCACCCCCGAAGAACACGAAACCCGGAAAGCCCGCUGGGCCCAACCUCAUCAUAAGUCCCAACCAGCUCCAGCAGGAGAGCAUGGCGAUGGUGGGAAGUGGUGGGACCCUGAAAAAGGGACACAACCAUCAACAGAUCAUGGAGGAAUUAAGGGUCUGACUUAGGCGGGAGGAGGAAAUUCAGGCGGACAGGAUCAGGCGGAGGAAGGACGACUGGAACUACCUUUUCCCUUAGGGGACUUCUUACUCACCGAGUAACCGGGAGGCUGUUACUCCUGUGGUUACUGUGGUUUUCCAGAAGAGCCUUUUUCGCCUAGGAAAAGCUCCUGCGUUUUCUUUGUCCUCGAUUUUUUCUCUCUUCCUUUUUGACUCCUGCCUUUUCUUUUCCUCGUGACGAUGAUCUGUGAUA